AUGGAGAUAAAGGUAUGCGAGGAACUGCAGGCUGCCAGUGAGGCUGGGGACUGGCUGGCCUUCGUUGCUUUGCGCUGGAUGUUCGGCGACUGUUGCACUGCAUGCUGCCUCGAAUUCACGUUGGCAUACGUUCAGAAGGGUUUGCCGGAAGUCUAUUCGCUUCGCCUUGGCAGUCGCAGUGACGGCGCCGGGGGGCUUAAAGACCCAGAUCCUCUCCACUCUUGUGAGCGCACGACUCCGCGCUCUGGCAGUCAUUCCGGACCGCAGGCAACUGGCCGCCGCAUGGCGGACGCGGCGGAGCGGGAGGUCCGGACAUGGGUGCAGGACCAGCUCCACCGCUUACUGGGCUUCGCCGACGCCAACGUAGCCGCUUUCCUUAUCUCCAUCGCCCGCAAACACACCAGCGCCGACUCCCUCUUCACCGACCUCAAGCGCUCAUGCAACCUCCCUAACACUUCCGAUGUCCAGUCCUUUGCUGCGGAGCUGCUCCGCCGGGCGCCACGCCGCGGUGGCGGCAGUGCCGCUGCCAUCGCUGCCCAUCAGCAGCAGCAGCGCCAGGCUCGGGAACUUGCCCGUAAAAGCGCAACUUACGGUCUUUUAGAAGGGGACGACGAGGGGGAAGAGCAGGCGAACGAGGUGAAGGGCGCUCCCGCAGUGAAGGGUCCUGCGGGGCGGGGUGGGGGGGCCGCUGGCCCGGGCCCGGGCUCUGCUGGCGGCAGUGGCGGCGGCGGCAGUGGUGCCGGUAGACAGGCACCGAGCAGUCAGCAGCAGCCGGAGCCGCAGCGGAGAGAGGAUACCGAGUCCGGGAGGAAGAGCGGUGCAGGGCCCGUGGAUGGAGGUGGAGGUGCAGGUGGAGGUGGGAAGCACUUGAGGUCCCGCCGUGUGCAGUUCGCAGACGGGCGAGGUGGUGGAGGUGACGAGGAGGAGGAAGACGACACGCAGGUGCGUACGGCAAAGCGGGCGAAACGCAAGUGGGAGCUGGAGGAGGAGGAGGACGAGCGUCAGGAGGACGAGGAGCAGCGCCAGGAGCGGCUAAAGGAGGCGGCGCGGCUCCGAGACCAGGCUGAGAAGGCGGAGUUCGAGGAGCGCCUGCGCGCCAAGGAUGAUGCCAAGACGAAGAAGCUGGCGGAGCGGGAGCCCAAGAUGACUAGGGAGGAGGCGAGGAGGGAUGACAUGAGGAAGAGAUACGAGGCGGCUCAGGAGGACGACCGCGACGCGCUGAUCCCCACCCUGCGUGAGGUUUCCCGUCAGGAGUACCUGAGGAAACGCGAGGACAAGAAGAUACAGGAGCUUGAGGACGAGCUGGAGGAUGCCAAGUACUUGUUUGCGGGUGUGCCGCUGACUCAGCGGGAGUUGGACGAUCUGAAGUACAAGGAGGAGGUGUUGCGACUGGCCAAGGAAAAGCAGCGACUCAUGAACCAGGCGGCGGAGGACGGCUACCGGAUGCCCGACUCGUUCGACGCCCCGGAGCGGUACGCGUCGAGGUAUGACGUGGCCAAAAUGCGGUACUCCGAGCCGGAGGGGGCGGCGGCCCGUGCUAACCCACACGCGGAACAGGAAGCCUGGGAGGCGGAGCAGAUCAAGAAAACACACGUCAGCAAGUUUUGCGCACUAGGCCCGCUCACAUCUCCGCUCACUCACCGACCCGCCUCGCUCUACGACUAUGUGUUUGAGGACACGAUGGCGUUUGUGAAGGCCGAUAUGCUGGCGGGCAACAUCGAGGAGCUGUUCGAGACACCGGAGCAGCGGAAGAAGAAAGAGGCGGAGGCGAGAGCCGCGGCUGCCCGUUCGGAGCGUGAGAAGAUCGCCGCGGGUCGGGCCCAGCUGCCCGUGUACCCCUACCGGGAUCAGCUGCUCAAGGCGAUCCUGAUCAUCGUGGCGGAGACGGGUGCGGGUAAGACCACCCAGGUGCCCCAGUACUUGCACGAGGCAGGCUACUCGGCGGCUGGCAAGAUUGGGUGCACGCAGCCCCGGAGGGUGGCGGCGAUGAGCGUGGCGGCCCGAGUGGCGCACGAGAUGGGGGUCAAGCUGGGCAAUGAGGUGGGUUACUCCAUUCGCUUUGAGGACUGCACCAGUGAUAAGACCAUUCUCAAGUACAUGACGGACGGCAUGUUGCUGCGCGAGUUCCUGUCAGAACCCGACCUGGCGUCGUACAGUGUGAUGAUGAUCGACGAGGCCCACGAGCGCACCCUGCACACUGAUGUGCUGUUCGGACUGGUCAAGGACAUUGCCCGCUUCAGGUGGAUGAAUAGCGCCCACUUGGUGUCAUUCGUUGUAAAUUGGGUGAUGAUGGUGGUGGUGAUGGUGAUGGUGAUGGUGAUGGUGAUGGUGAUGGUGAUGGUGAUGGUGAUGGUGAUGGUGAUGGUGAUGGUGAUGGUGAUGGUGAUGGUGAUGGUGAUGGUGAUGGUGAUGGUGAUGGUGAUGGUGAUGGUGAUGGUGAUGGUGAUGGUGAUGGUGAUGGUGAUGGUGAUGGUGAUGGUGAUGGUGAUGGUGAUGGUGAUGGUGAUGGUGAUGGUGAUGGUGAUGGUGAUGGUGAUGGUGAUGGUGAUGGUGAUGGUGAUGGUGAUGGUGAUGGUGAUGGUGAUGGUGAUGGUGAUGGUGAUGAUGGUGAUGGUGAUGGUGAUGGUGAUGGUGAUGGUGAUGGUGAUGGUGAUGGUGAUGGUGAUGGUGAUGGUGAUGAUGGUGAUGGUGAUGGUGAUGGUGAUGGUGAUGGUGGUGGUGGUGAUGGUGAUGGUGAUGGUGAUGGUGAUGGUGAUGGUGAUGGUGAUGGUGAUGGUGAUGGUGAUGGUGCCCGUGAUGGUGAUGGUGAUGGUGAUGGUGAUGGUGAUGGUGAUGGUGAUGGUGAUGGUCCCCGGUCGCCGCUACCCCGUGGACAUCUACUUCACGAAGGCCCCCGAGGCGGACUACAUCGAUGCGGCGGUGCAGGCGGUGAUGCGCAUUCACGUGCUGGAGCCGGAGGGGGACGUGCUGGUGUUCCUGACCGGGCAGGAGGAAAUUGAGGCGAUGGAGGAGCUUCUCCGCCAGCGCAUGCGCGGCAAGGGCACCCAGUUGGCGGAGAUGAUCAUCUGCCCCAUAUACGCCAACCUGCCCACGGAGCUCCAGGCCAAGAUAUUCGAACCCACCCCCCCUGGAGCCCGGAAGGUGGUGCUGGCCACUAACAUCGCGGAAACAUCCCUCACCAUUGACGGCAUUAAGGGCGAGCUGACCAAGCUGGGUCGGCGCAUGGCGGAGUUCCCGCUGGACCCCAUGCUUGCCAAGACACUGCUGGCGAGUGAGACGUACAAGGUUUCGGAGCAGAUUGCGACCGUCUGCGCCAUGGUCUCAGUGGGCUCAUCCAUAUUCUAUCGACCCAAGGACAAGGCGCUGUACGCGGAUAACGCCCACCGCAACUUCGCACGGGGGGGUGUGGGCGACCACAUGGCGCUGCUGGCGGUGUACGACGGGUGGGCGGAAUCCGGAUUCAGCACGCAGUGGUGCUAUGAGAACUACAUCCAGGUCCGGUCCAUGAAGCGAGCUCGCGACAUUCGGGACCAGCUCGUGGGCCUUAUGGAGCGUGUAGAGAUUGAGAUGGUGGGAGACCCGAUGGACCUGGACGGCAUCAAAAAGGCCCCCCAGCCGGCUCCGGGUUGGACGCACCAUAUCGGGCGUGUGAAAGCCGUUGCUUCGGGCUUCUUCUACCACACUGCGCAGCUGCGAAAGGACGGCAGCUACCGCACCGUCAAACACCCGAUGAUGGUCAACCUGCACCCCAGCUGCAGCCUCAACCCGCCUCGUCGGGAGGGGCAGCCGCUCAUCCAGUCGCUGCCGCGCUGGGUGGUGUACCACGAGCUGGUGCUCACCAGUAAGGCCUUCAUGCGCACCGUGAGCGAGAUUCAGCCGCAGUGGCUGGUGGAAAUCGCGCCGCACUACUACGACCGCAAGGACAUCCUUGAGGAGGGGGCCGGCAAGAAGGUGCCCAAGGCGGCCAAGGCCAGGGCGGCGCUGGAUGCAACGGCGGAGUGA
Molecule: messenger RNA, 4002 nt
Organism: Volvox carteri f. nagariensis
Lineage: Eukaryota; Viridiplantae; Chlorophyta; Chlorophyceae; Chlamydomonadales; Volvocaceae
Exons: 26
Coding region: 1-4002 (1333 amino acids)
Cellular component (GO): intracellular anatomical structure; catalytic step 2 spliceosome
Molecular function (GO): RNA binding
Source: RefSeq, a predicted model, not a curated record